UUUCAGCUCUAGGUUCAGCGAGCGGAGCAGCCAUCGGACAUCUGUAUGGGCACGGCCAAGGGGCUGAGCUACCUCCACGAGGAGCACGAGCCCAACAUCGUGCACAGGGACAUCAAGGCAAGCAACGUCCUCCUCGGCAGAAACCACAGCCCCAAAAUCGGGGACUUCGGCUUGGCGAAGCUGUUCCCGGACAACGUCACCCAUGUCACCACGCGCGUGGUCGGGACGACUGGAUACCUGGCGCCUGAAUACGUGGUGCACGGGCAGCUGACCAAGAAGGCCGAUGUCUACAGCUUCGGCGUCCUCCUCCUCGAGGUCAUCAGCGGCCGGAGGGUCUCGGAGACGAUUCGAUCGGAUACAUUCCUCGUGAGACAGGCAUGGCUGCUCUACGAGCAGGGAAGGCCGCUGGACAUCGUGGACGCGAGUGUCAAGGACUACCCGGAGGCAGAGGUGCUCAGAUACGUCAAGGUAGGCCUGGCGUGCACGCAGGCGGCGCCCGACGGGAGGCCCGCGAUGCGGCAGGUGGUGAAGAUGCUGUCGCGGCCCGCCGCGUUCCGCGAGCUGGAGAUGCACUUGGCCGACCAUGAUUCCUCCGCUGCCCUCACACGUCCUGGCUUGAGCUUGUCGCCUCUUUCCUCCAUGGCAACAAGUAGUACGAAUUCCUCCUCGGCCACUUACAGUGAAACCGUACCCAGGUAGAUGGAUUGGUUUUUGAAACAAGACCAUGCUCUAAAACCACUAUUUUAUUCAGAGCAUUAGGAAUGUUUUUCCUACACGGAAUUUUGCACAUACUCCUAUGUACUCCCUCCGUUCCUAAAUACUUGUCUUUCUAGGCAUUUCAACAAGUGACUACAUACGAAUCAAAAUGAGUGAAUCUACACUCUAAAAUAUGUCUACAUACAUCCGUAUGUAGUAGUCAUUUGAAAUGUCUAGAAAGACAAGUAUUUAGAAACGGAGGGAGUAUAACAUCCAACAGUGUUUGUUGUCUUUCUUAAAAAACAAUGCUUGUUGUAAAAUUAAUCAGAAUAUCUUAUUUUAUUUACUGAUUUUUUUUACUGUUCAUGGUGUGCAUUUGCGCUCAUGAGCAAAAGAGCUAUUCCACCCUCCUCGCCCGUUAAAAUUCCAGAAACCAACAACAUGCCCUCGGACAUGCA
Molecule: messenger RNA, 1154 nt
Organism: Triticum urartu
Lineage: Eukaryota; Viridiplantae; Streptophyta; Magnoliopsida; Poales; Poaceae
Source: RefSeq, a predicted model, not a curated record